Molecule: messenger RNA, 1161 nt
Organism: Mesorhabditis spiculigera
Lineage: Eukaryota; Metazoa; Nematoda; Chromadorea; Rhabditida; Rhabditidae
Source: the annotation of a GenBank genome assembly
AUGUCAGGCGGUCCGUUCGGCAAGCCGCUGUUCGGCACUCCCGCCGUCGCGCCGAUUGGCGGUGACAAUGCUCUCAACGGGGAUUCGAGCGGAAAGAACGAGACUCCCGUCGACCAGAAUCAGCCCAAGCGAUUCACGUUCAAGAAAUCUGCUCUCAGCUCUGUAGCUGACAAUAUGUGGAAGAAAAGCCAAUCGGUAUUCAAUACCGACCAAAAGAGCACACCAGUGCAGCUGGAAAAGAAGACACUGAAUGAUGUGUUAGGCAAAGCCGUAGCGGACAAGGAGAAGAAGGAGGCCGAGGAGAAGCCAUCCGUCAUCUUCGGCUCGCAAGUUAAGGAGAAAGUGCUAGGAGAAAUUCCGACUACAGAUGAGCCCGCCUCGAGCACGAGUACGUCUACUGAGGUCCCGAAGUCUAGUCUUACGCAGGAGGCGACGGCUGAGUCGACGACGAAGUUCCGUGAGGAAUCCGCCAAUGCUGCCGAGGCUUUGAAGCGGGAAAAGGAGAAGCACCUUGCUGAAGAGGUAGAAGUGAAAACGGGCGAAGAGGGUGAUCGAAAUAUUUGUCAGGCUGCCUGCAAGCUGCACGCCUUUGAUAAGGAAAAGAAGGUCUGGGUCGAGCGGGGACUUUGUCAGCUACGGAUCAACAAACGGCAAGAGGACACCGAGACUCACUAUCGGAUCGUCGCCCGUUCUACGGGCAACCAACGGGUCAUCAUCAAUUCUAAGAUUUUCUCCGACAUGUUCCUGGAACGGGUUGACCGCAAGCGCAUCAAGCUGUCGGCGACAGGGCCUGAUUGUGACGCUCCGCAGAUAUUCCUCGUCUCGCUGAACUUUUCUAAAACCGAUCAGACGGCCGAAACAGUUUUCAACCACCUCGAAAAUUGCCUGGCCACUGAGACUCCAGCCGAACAGCGCAAGCGGAAGGCCAGCGAGCAGCACGCGGAAAACUCGGAAAGCGAUUCUAAACUGCAAAACAAGCGUGAGAAAGUCGUCGACGAGGAGGAGGAGACCGAAACGACGACGGAAUCCACGGAAGCUGACACUUCGAAGCCGACGGAUGAGGGAGAGGACGGGUCAGAAAAUGAUGGAUCUUGUCAGGGUACCUCAAGCGAAUCGAAAGACUCUACCCAGGACACUUCCGGCGAAACCGAAACCGCCGCC